AUGAAAGAGAAGUCCAAAAAUGCUGCCCGGACUAGGCGGGAGAAAGAAAACAGUGAAUUUUAUGAACUGGCUAAAUUACUGCCCUUGCCCUCAGCUAUCACCUCUCAGCUGGACAAAGCAUCCAUAAUCAGACUCACCACCAGCUAUUUAAAAAUGAGGGUGGUUUUUCCGGAAGGACUUGGAGAAGCCUGGGGCCAUUCUAGUCGAACCAGCCCGUUGGAUAAUGUUGGACGGGAACUGGGAUCCCAUCUUUUGCAGACGUUGGACGGUUUCAUAUUCGUUGUGGCUCCGGAUGGCAAGAUCAUGUACAUCUCGGAGACGGCUUCGGUGCACCUGGGCUUGUCGCAGGUCAUCCACUGCAGCGGGUACCUGAAGAUCCGCCAGUACAGCCUGGACAUGUCCCCCUUCGAUGGCUGCUACCAAAAUGUUGGCUUGGUCGCCGUGGGCCACUCGCUGCCACCCAGUGCCGUCACGGAAAUCAAGCUUCACAGCAAUAUGUUCAUGUUCCGGGCCAGCCUAGAUAUGAAGCUCAUAUUCUUAGAUUCCAGGGUAGCUGAGCUAACAGGCUAUGAGCCCCAGGACUUGAUAGAGAAGACCCUUUACCACCACGUCCACGGCUGUGACACCUUUCAUCUGCGAUGCGCGCAUCACUUGUCUCUCACAAAUCUUAUCUAUGUAUCUAAUUUUGACUGCAAUAGUGAGCCCGAUUCGGAGAGCUGUUCCUUAUUCUAUUUUGAUAUCAUGAUGACAUUAAUACAUGGACAGAUGAAUAAAAACGAUAUUAAUUUCCGGGAUACUGAAUAUAAAGGACUACAACUCUCCUUGGAUCAGGUCACAGCUACCAAGCCGGCAUUCUCAUACGCAAAUUCAACUCCGACCAUAACGGAUAAUAGAAAGGGAAGCAAAUCUCGCCUCUCGAGCACAAAGUCAAAAUCAAGGACAUCACCAUACCCACAGUAUUCUGGCUUUCACACGGAGCGAUCUGAAUCUGACCACGAGAGCCAGUGGGGUGGGAGCCCCCUGACCGACACUGCUUCUCCGCAGCUCCUGGAGCCUGCGGACAGGCCGAGCUCCCAGCACCACGAUGUCUCCUGCGCCUACCGGCAGUACUCGGACCGCAGCGCGCUCUGCUACGGCUUCGCGCUCGACCACUCCCGGCUGACUGACGACAGACAUUUCCAUACGCAGGCCUGCGAAGGAGGCAGGUGCGAAGCUGGCAGAUACUUCCUCGGCACGCCGCAGCCUGGAAGGGAGAGCUGGUGGGGUUCCCGCUCAGCGUUGCCCCUCACAAAGUCAUCCCCUGAAAGCAGGGAAGCGUAUGAAAACAGUAUGCCCCACAUCACGUCCGUGCACAGGAUUCAUGGGAGAGGACACUGGGAUGAGGACAGUGUCGUUAGUUCUCCUGAUCCUGGCUCUGCCAGUGAAUCAGGUGACCGAUACCGCACUGAGCAGUAUCAGAGCAGUCCACACGAACCCAGCAAAAUUGAAACUCUAAUAAGAGCCACCCAACAAAUGAUUAAAGAGGAAGAAAACAGACUACAGCUACGGAAAACAACCCCUGAUCCUCUGGUGUCCGUUAAUGGCACAGGGAAAAAGCAUGCUAUCUGUUUUGCAAACUAUCCUCAGCAGCAGUUGUCAGGGGAUGUCUGCCGCGUCCCUACAGUGGCCAACACUCCUCCCUGUGAACACAUCCAGCAACGAGACGGAAAGAUUAUGAGCCCACAUGAGAAUGACUAUGACAACAGCCCCACAGCGCUGUCUAGGAUAAACAGCCCCAAUUCUGACCGAAUAUCUAAAUCUAGUUUGGUGCUAGGUAAAGACUACAUGCAUUCAGAUAUGUCCCCUCAUCAAACGCCAGGGGACCACUCAGCAGCUUCUCCAAAUUAUUACAGCUCCCACAGGCAGUACUUUGAUAAGCAUGCUUAUACAUUAACUGGAUAUGCGCUGGAGCAUCUCUAUGACACUGAAACCAUUAGAAACUAUUCACUAGGUUGUAAUGGAUCACACUUUGAUGUAACUUCUCACUUAAGGAUGCAGCAAGAUCCAGCACAAGGACACAAGGGGACAUCUGUUAUAAUAACCAACGGAAGCUGA
Molecule: messenger RNA, 2094 nt
Organism: Struthio camelus australis
Lineage: Eukaryota; Metazoa; Chordata; Aves; Struthioniformes; Struthionidae
Source: RefSeq, a predicted model, not a curated record